Drosophila ficusphila is the source of this 2786-nucleotide messenger RNA. RefSeq names its product homeotic protein labial. The record is from RefSeq and is a predicted model, not a curated record. Gene Ontology annotation, biological process: regulation of transcription by RNA polymerase II. The transcript has 3 exons. Gene Ontology annotation, cellular component: nucleus. Gene Ontology annotation, molecular function: RNA polymerase II cis-regulatory region sequence-specific DNA binding; DNA-binding transcription factor activity, RNA polymerase II-specific. The coding region runs from base 230 to 2131 and encodes 633 amino acids. Lineage: Eukaryota; Metazoa; Arthropoda; Insecta; Diptera; Drosophilidae.
UAGCGCGCAGGCAGCACGUCGUCGUCGUCGUCAUCGUGAUCGUCAUCGGGUGUCGUGUUUGCAGUUCGAAAGAUAAAACCCCCAACCGAUAGCCCUCGACCGUCGCGUAAUUUCCGCAGAACUAGCCACUCGAUAUCGUUGCAAGAACUGUGCGGCAAAGAAGUGAAGUGAAGUUAGUGAUUAACCGGUGUACCGAGCCUGGGAGAAAGUGCGGUUCCGGCUGGACAAUAUGAUGGACGUAAGCAGCAUGUACGGCAACCACCCGCACCACCACCACCCACAUGCCAAUGCCUACGACGGCUACGGCACCACCCCCACAGCAGCUGCCAGCGCGAGUGGCUACUUUGCCCCGCAGCAGCACCAGCACCACCUGCAGCAACAGCAGCAACAGCAACAGCAGCAACAUCAGCAGCUGCAGCAGCAGCACCAGCCGCACUUAAGCUACAACGGCUACGAGAGCAGCUCACCCGGCAACUACUAUCCGCAGCAGCAGGCGCAGCUCACCCCACCGCCCACUGGCAACCACCAGGGGGUGCAACAGCAACCGCAACAGCAGCAGCAGCAGCAGCAGCAGCUCUAUCCGCACUCGCACCUUUUCAGUCCCAGUGCGGCGGAGUACGGCAUCACCACCAGUACGGCGACGGGGAAUCCGGGCACGCCUUUGCACCCCAGCAGCCACUCCCCGGCGGACUCAUACUACGAGAGCGACUCCGUGCACUCCUACUACGCCACCGCGGCAGUGGCCACCGUCGCCCCACCCAGCAAUAGCUCACCGGUAACAGCGGCCAAUGCCACUGCCACCAGCAACACGCAGCAGCAGCAGGCGGCGAUCAUCAGCUCGGAGAACGGGAUGAUGUACACCAACCUGGACUGCAUGUAUCCGGCCGCGCAGGCGCAGGCUCCGGUGCACGGCUACGCCGGCCAGAUCGAGGAGAAGUACGCCGCCGUGCUGCACGCCAGCUACGCCCCAGGAUUGGUGCUGGAGGAGCAGGAGCCCAUGAUGCAGCAGGCCACGCAGUCGCAGAUGUGGCACCACCAGCAGCACCUGGCCGGGGGCUACGCUCUGGAUGCCAUGGACUCGCUGGGGAUGCACGCGCACAUGCACCACGGCCUGGCCCACGGACACCUGGCCAACCUGGCCGGCAACCCGCACCAGCAGCAUCCCCAGCUGCAGCAGCAACAGCAGCAGCAGGCGCACCAGCAACAGCAACACCCGCAGAACCAAUCGCCAGCGGCCCAGCAGCAACACCAGGCCUCCGUGUCGCCCAACGGCGGAAUGAGCCGCCAGCAGCGCGGGGGAGUCAUCUCCCCCGGCAGCUCCACCUCCUCCUCCACCGCCUCCGCCUCCAACGGAGCACAUCCUGCGAGCUCUCAAUCAAAAUCGCCAAACCAUUCCAGCAGCAUUCCCACCUACAAGUGGAUGCAGCUCAAGAGGAACGUUCCCAAGCCGCAAGCUCCGAAACUACCUGCCAGCAUACACGACUACCAGAUGAAUGGGCAGCUGGACAUGUGCCGCGGUGGCGGGGGAGGGGGCAGCGGUGUCGUGAGCGGUCCUGUGGGCGUGGGGGGAAACGGAUCCUCUGGGAUCGGAGGCGUCCUGGCCGUGCAGAACUCCCUGAUGAUGGCCAACAAUGCGGCGGCGGGCAGCGCCCAUCCCAACGGCAUGGGCGUGGGUCUGGGCAACGGAUCCGGAUCCGGACUGAGCAGCUGCAGCCUCUCCAGCAGCACCAACAACUCCGGCCGGACGAACUUCACCAACAAGCAGCUGACCGAGCUGGAGAAGGAGUUCCACUUCAAUCGCUACUUGACGCGGGCGAGACGCAUCGAAAUCGCCAACACACUGCAGCUCAACGAAACUCAGGUCAAGAUCUGGUUCCAGAACCGCCGCAUGAAGCAGAAGAAGCGGGUCAAGGAGGGUCUCAUUCCGGCGGACAUUUUGACGCAACAUUCAACGCCCGUGAUCAGCGAAAAGCCACCGCAGCAGCAGCAACAACAACAACAACAACAGCAGACGGAGUUGCAAAUGAAGUCGCAGGGCAGCGAUCUUGGUGGCAAUGAUCUGACCUCCGGAGCAACCUCAUCACCUUCGGCGACUUUAACACUUGCGGCACCUACAACAAAACAGAGUUGAACACUUUUUAGUGCAGUAAUUGUUAUUGUUAUGCUGUUGUUGUUGUUGCCGCCAAAUUAUUGACGCAUUUCGUUGUGAUAAAUUAAUAGAAAAUGCACAGAAGAUCAGACAGAAACAAACUAAAUAAGGAAAUACAAUAAAUAACUAAAUAUUAUGUCGUACACGUAGCAAAUUGAGAAUGUAAAUCAUCCAUACAAAAUCUGUAAUCAAACGCUAGGAAUUGUGGAAUCGAGGUGCCAUAUUCAUCUAGGGCUGUACAUACUUAAAUUAACAUUUGCAUUGCCGCAGCUGAAGUUUAUUGGACUAGCAUAAACUAAACUCAGGGUUUUAUGAAAAACUUAACUUACUUAAAAGCACGCAGAGCAAUUGACAAAACACUGAAACAAACAGAAUCAAAAGGAAUAUCCAAAACUAAAACAUUAGAAACUAGACCAGAACUAUACCAAGUAGAAACCCUAAUGUACACCAUCACCACCACUCGUCUGUAGUAUUAUAGCUUAGUUUUAGGAUGCCCCGAGUUAUUCGUUUUCUGCUAGAGUGUAAUCGGUAAAACAAUCUUGAUGUACGUCUGUAUAUUUAAUCUAGUCCUAAUUGUAAUAUAAUUAUAACUGUACAACACAUUUAUGAAUAAACAAUAAACGAAGUCCGAUUGGAA